Molecule: messenger RNA, 792 nt
Organism: Dufourea novaeangliae
Lineage: Eukaryota; Metazoa; Arthropoda; Insecta; Hymenoptera; Halictidae
Product: congested-like trachea protein
Exons: 5
Coding region: 1-792 (263 amino acids)
Biological process (GO): carnitine transmembrane transport; mitochondrial transport
Cellular component (GO): mitochondrial envelope
Molecular function (GO): O-acyl-L-carnitine transmembrane transporter activity
Source: RefSeq, a predicted model, not a curated record
AUGCAUGAGGAGUCAAGUAUUCUAAAGUACCUGAUAGCUGGUGGUGUCGGUGGGAUCUUUACAGUACUGACUGGUCAUCCAUUAGAUACAGUUAAAGUUCUAUUGCAAACGAUGCCAGAUAAGUACAAUGGUACAUGGGACACGAUUAAAAAAAACAUCUCGCAGGAGGGACCACUUAGUUUGUACAAGGGUGUAAUACCGCCACUAGCAACGGUCGUACCGAUAUUCGCCAUUGGUUUUCUUGGUUAUGGAUUCGGCAAGGAUCUUGUCGCCGAUCCGGAUCAAGAAACUCUGACUGGCUCGCAAGUUUUAUUCGCGGGAUUGGGGAACAAUACUAAAAAAUACAAUGGUUUUGUGGAUUGCGGCAUCAAGCUGUGGAAAGAAGGCGGCAUUCGCAAUCUGUACAUUGGUACCAGUGCCACUUUCCUUCGUGAUGUACCUGCCACAGGACUCUAUUUCUGCUCGUACGAGCAAAUCCUGCGAUAUCUCUCCGUAGAACCCGACAAAGCGACAUGGGAGCCCCUGUUAGCAGGGGGCUGCGCAGGUGUAGUGAACUGGGUAGUGUCGAUGCCCUUCGACACACUGAAAUCAAAGUUGCAGACUGCUUCUCUGGGAGAGUAUCCACGUGGUCUGCGAUCGGUGUAUCCGGCAAUGGUGAAGAAAGAGGGCGUCAGCGUUCUCUAUCGAGGGAUAAUACCUGUUCUGUUCCGCGCGUUUCCGGCGAACGCGGCCUGCUUUUGGGGCUAUGAACUUUGCAUGGAUUUUUUAGACAAACACAUACCUUGGUUAUAA